Molecule: messenger RNA, 897 nt
Organism: Cylindrotheca closterium
Lineage: Eukaryota; Bacillariophyta; Bacillariophyceae; Bacillariales; Bacillariaceae
Source: the annotation of a GenBank genome assembly
AUGUCCGAUGACGAGCCUUCGAUCAGCGGUAAUCUAGAAGUUUCAUCUGAUGGAGAACGAAACCGAUUGUGGAGAACCUUUCGUUUCAUCCUGGCGAUCAUGAUAUUCUACGUUGUAAUGCUGUUCUUUGACUAUGAACAUGAAACUAUUCUAUUGAUUGUCGGUGCCGCUUGCUUUCUAUUUUGGCUCUUAUAUAUGUUGGUCAUUAUAACGAUGAUGGUUUGCGCGGACUGGUCUUCUCCGAACAUGCAAGGCGCGGAGGAGCAGGGUCUGACGAAUAAUGAGACGACUACACCAGUAAAUGGUCUAUCGCCAACCAAUGUGGACGACUUGUGUUCCGUACCUUUCGCUACAACAUCACAGUAUAUUCGAUCAAAUCUCGACAUAACAACUCCUGGGAUGUAUCCUGUUGAUGGCGGGUAUAACAUUGUUUACAACGCUAUUUUCUUUGGCAAAACACUCCGGAGUCAAGCUCGAUUGCAACUUUACUUUCAAAGAACGUCGAACGGAUGGUCAAUCUCGGGGUCUAGUGAAACUGCAUCUGGCUCACGAGAUAUUUCGGAAGGUUUUGUCAAUUCCAUCGGUCAAAUGUAUUGGAUUAUUGAUGACGAUCGAGAAGAACCCUGCAUAUAUCGAGGCAUUAUGGAUAUUCAGACAAGCAUCAUGUGUGAUGGAGAAUUCCAGAGUGCGAGCGAUACAAGUCGUGCCAAAGGUCGAAUUGUAAGGCUUGAAAAAAGGAACAGAAACGACGAAAAUGUGCGACAUGGAAUGGCCAAUACUGAUGGCAGCAUCAACCGAAGCAAGAAGACUGCUCACCGAUCGAGCUUGAAGCAGUUAGCCGAAAAGCAAUCGGUGGAAAUGGUUGAUUUUUCUACAAAAGGAGAUCGUUUGAUGUAG